Messenger RNA from Dermacentor andersoni, 984 nucleotides. The record is from RefSeq and is a predicted model, not a curated record. NCBI's taxonomy places the organism in Eukaryota, Metazoa, Arthropoda, Arachnida, Ixodida, Ixodidae.
AUGCUAGGAAAUAAGGACAGCGUAAAAAAGGCACUUGCUUCAGGCACAUCUUCCAAGCCCAAAAAGGUGACGCGGCCCCUCCAUGAAGAGCUGGACAAGUCGGUGCAUGCGUGGUGUGUUGAAGUAAGAGGCAAGAACGUCCUCCUCAAUGGAAGCAUCGUCCAGCAAAAAGCCUUGAACCACGCCUGCCUACUCGGCAUUGACGAUUUUAAAGCCAGCGUUGGCUGGCUGAACUGUUUCAAGGUCCUCCAUAACAUCAUCGGAAAAGUGUUGUGCAGCAAAUCGAUGUCCGCAGACGUUGACGGAGCUUUGAAGGUGAGCAAUGUGGCCGGCAUUUUAGGCAACUUCACGCCGGCAGACAUCUACAAUGCCAAUGAGACUGGGCUAUUCUACGAGAUGUUGCCGGCCAGGAUGCUCGACAUUAAGGGGCAGCGCUGUCACGGGGGCAAACAGCAAAAAAUUUGUGACGGUGCUGCUUUGCACAAACAUGGAUGGCUCCGACAAGCGUCCUCCAUUAGUCAUUGGAAAAGUGCCAAGCCACACUGUUUCAAGGGAUCCCAUAGCCUACCUGUGCAGUACAAGGCGAACAACAAGUCAUGGACAACCCGCGCUAUUUUCACAGAGUGGGUGGUGGCAUUAGACUGCAACAUGAAGCGGCAGGACCAUAAAGUUUGCUUGCUUCUGGACAAUUGUUCAGACCAUCACUCCGAAGAAGUCAAGCUCACUAACACGGAGCUGAUGUUUUCCCCUACAAAUUGCACAUCUGUCCUACACCCUCUCGACCAGGGUGUGAUUCUGAGCCUGAAGCGCGCUUACCGCGGGAGGUUAAUUCAGCGGCUGCUCUUCAACAGUAAAACCGGCCAAGACACGAAGGUGGACAUGUACGUGGCACUGCAAAUUAUGUCUGCUGCCUGGAACACACUGGGUCACUCAAUCAUUGCAAACUGUUUUAGGCACCCGGAUUUGCCGAAGAUCUAUGCUUAG